Fonsecaea pedrosoi CBS 271.37 is the source of this 444-nucleotide messenger RNA. RefSeq lists its product as uncharacterized. The transcript has 3 exons. NCBI's taxonomy places the organism in Eukaryota, Fungi, Ascomycota, Eurotiomycetes, Chaetothyriales, Herpotrichiellaceae. The record is from RefSeq and is a predicted model, not a curated record. The coding region runs from base 1 to 444 and encodes 147 amino acids.
AUGACCACUCCCCCUCCUCCUCCCGCUUCAGUCCAAACCCACCGAGACCUCGUCCCGAUCAAUACCUUCACCUCCUCGACGGGCCAGCACGGCUCCCUCAUGGUCACCGACAUCUACAUCCUCCCGGACAAGCUCGACGAGUACGUCCGGCUCGUGGCGCCCGUGGUGCGCACCAUGCGCGACAUGCCCGAGUGCCUGUUCUGCGAAAUCUCCCAGGACCCCACGGACGCGGCGCACAUUCGGAUCCAGCACAGUUGGACCGAGGGGACGGAUUGGUUCGUCGGAGCUAACUGCUGUGCCCGGGAACUCUCUUCCCUCGACAUUCGAAAACAGGCUUGCGAAUCACAGCAAUGGUUUGCCGACUAUGUCAAGGGACUCGCCGGUAUCGCGGACAUGAGCAGAGGCCGCAACGUUGCGCACUUCAAUCGCAUUCCCAUCGAUUGA